Molecule: messenger RNA, 1757 nt
Organism: Argentina anserina (silverweed cinquefoil)
Lineage: Eukaryota; Viridiplantae; Streptophyta; Magnoliopsida; Rosales; Rosaceae
Product: probable monogalactosyldiacylglycerol synthase, chloroplastic
Exons: 8
Coding region: 87-1667 (526 amino acids)
Biological process (GO): glycolipid biosynthetic process
Molecular function (GO): hexosyltransferase activity
Source: RefSeq, a predicted model, not a curated record
UUACACUCGUAUAUAACUAACGUACAUCUCAGGAGCAUGGUUUAACAAGAAUCUGUCCCUCUGUUGACCCAAAGAAGUGGGGAGCGAUGCAUAAUCCUUCGAUAACAAGCACCCAGGAACCAAGUCCUCUUUAUGACCUUGUAUCCCAAUUGGGUCGCUUCGCCUUUCCUUCAAGGCUCCACAGCCACAGCCCCCUUUCACCUAAUUUCCUCUACUUUGAUGCUCCCAGAAACCCCAAGCUCAUCACUGCUUCUCUCAGUUUGACCACUAGAGCCAGCGGCAUUCGCAGAAUUGUCACCGACUUUAAUCGAGCUAUUAGGUUCCAUUGUGACAGAUUCCCAAUCGGCUUCGCUUCUCUUGGGGUUGGUGGUGGUGGUGGGGACAGCAAUGGUGCCGGUGACAACAACAACAACAUCAAUAUUGGCUUGGGCGAUACUGGCUGCGCUCUUUAUGAUGAUAAUGGAGUGGCCCUCAAUGGUGCGGUGCCGGGCACCUCCAAGAAGGUGCUCAUUUUGAUGAGUGACACCGGUGGCGGUCAUCGAGCUUCUGCGGAAGCUAUUAAGGUCGCCUUUAAUCAAGAAUUUGGAGAUGAAUAUCAGGUGUUUGUUACAGACUUGUGGUCGGAUCAUACACCCUGGCCAUUCAAUCAACUUCCCAGGAGCUAUAAUUUCUUGGUGAAACAUGGACCAUUAUGGAAGAUGACUUAUUAUGGAACAGCUCCACGCCUGGUACAUCAAUCCAAUUUCGCUGCCACUUCUACAUUUAUAGCUCGCGAGGUCGCCAAAGGAUUGAUGAAAUACCAGCCUGAUAUUAUUAUUAGUGUGCAUCCACUGAUGCAACAUGUACCUCUUCGUAUAAUGAGGCAAAAGGGUCUAUUGGAGAAGAUAGUUUUUACCACAGUUAUAACCGAUUUAAGCACUUGUCAUCCAACAUGGUUUCAUAAGCUUGUAACAAGAUGUUAUUGUCCGACAUCUGAGGUUGCGAAUAGAGCAUCAAAAGCUGGACUCAAGCCUUCGCAAAUCAAGGUUUAUGGCCUCCCCGUGCGGCCUUCUUUUGUUAAGCCUGUGCGACCAAAGGCUGAACUUCGGAGAGAUUUAGGAAUGGAAGAGCAUCUUCCUGCUGUUUUGCUAAUGGGAGGAGGAGAAGGGAUGGGUCCUAUUGAGGCAACAGCUCGAGCACUUGGGGAUGCAUUAUAUGAUGAGAAUCUUGGUGAGCCUAUGGGUCAGGUCCUUGUGGUAUGUGGCCGCAACAAAAAGCUUGCAGAAAAGUUGCGUGCAAUCAAUUGGAAGGUUCCUGUCCAGGUGAAGGGAUUUGUAUCUAAAAUGGAGGAAGGUAUGGGAGCUUGUGAUUGCAUAAUUACGAAGGCCGGCCCAGGGACAAUUGCAGAAGCAAUGAUAAGAGGCCUGCCUAUUAUUCUGAAUGAUUACAUUGCCGGGCAGGAAGUUGGAAAUGUCCCAUAUGUUGUCGAAAAUGGGUGUGGGAAAUAUUCAAAAUCUCCAAAAGAGAUAGCAAGGAUUGUUUCGGAGUGGUUUGGUCCGAAAGCUGAUGAGCUCCAGGCCAUGUCGCAAAACGCAUUGAAGCUGGCAAGGCCUGAUUCUGUGUUCAAGAUUGUUCAUGAUAUGCACGAGCUUGUUCGUCAACGAAGCUUUGUACCCCAAUAUUCCUGAACCAUGUGUUCCCCCUCCUGACCAAUUUUGUUAUUAGGCCUGUGAUUUAGCAAAAUAAUUAUAUACGCUAAUUGUUCCUUCAUUUGAAUA